Molecule: messenger RNA, 1519 nt
Organism: Galdieria sulphuraria
Lineage: Eukaryota; Rhodophyta; Bangiophyceae; Galdieriales; Galdieriaceae
Product: nucleolar protein pescadillo
Exons: 1
Coding region: 110-1381 (423 amino acids)
Biological process (GO): ribosome biogenesis; maturation of LSU-rRNA from tricistronic rRNA transcript (SSU-rRNA, 5.8S rRNA, LSU-rRNA)
Cellular component (GO): nucleolus; PeBoW complex
Molecular function (GO): RNA binding
Source: RefSeq, a predicted model, not a curated record
GACAUCCAAUUCCUUGCACACGACCCUCUCAUCCAGAAGACACGGGAAAUGAGAGCACAAAGAAAAAAAGAUAAAGAAGGCACAGUCGAAGAAUGAAAAUCUGAAAGUCAUGUCUUUGUUGAAAAAUUUCCCGUCAUACAGGUUGGAGAGAAUCGUACUGGAACGAUACGGUACUUUCCGUGAUGCUUUGUCAGACCUGGACGAUGCGUUGAAUAUAUUGUUUAUGGUAUCUAAUCUCACUUGUACCUCGGUGAUAGACAGUGAUAGAGUUAUCCAUUGUAGGAGGUUGUGUAGAGAGUUUCAGAAAUAUGUUACGAUGACUUGUGCUUUACGAAAAGUAUUUGCUUCAAUCAAAGGUCUUUAUGUUCAAGUAGAAAUCGACGGUGUUUUUCCGGUAUUUAUUAUACCUUAUAGGCCUUUUCAAAGUGUACCUAGAGACGUUGACCAAAGAGUUAUCAAAAGCUUCUUAGAGUUUUACGAAUGCCUACUGAGUUGUGUGAAUCGUCACUUGUUUCAUUGGAAAGGCUACUCAUAUCCACCUCAAUAUGAAGAGUCUCUAGAAGAAAAGGGAUUUUCAGUCUUUGACGCCUUCAGGCUGGAGUGCAAGAACAAUGUGUCACAACUAACAGUGUGUGGAACCGAAGACUCAGAUUUCGGUGUCUCCGAUAGUGCAGAGGGAGACAAGAAAGUUGACCAUCCCAAUAGACUUUUGGAGGGUAUGACAUUUUUCCUAGGUCGAGAAGUUCCUUUAGAUCUUUUUGAUUUCUUGAUAAGAUCUUGUGGCGGUAAUGCAUGUUGGGAACUUCCAGGAACGCAGUUUACGGAUCCAAAGGCGAUAACUCACUAUGUAUAUGAUAGGCCAAAUAUUCCUGGAGAUAGAAGAUUAGAUGCAGAAUAUGUACAACCACAGUGGAUUCUUGAUUCUAUCAAUGCCGGUGUAUUACUCCCAAUCUCUCUCUAUUUGCCAGGAGUAUCACUACCACCACAUCUAAGUCCUUUUGUGAAUCACGAGAAUUCAAUAUAUCGACCUCAUUACCAAGACUUCAUUUCAGAGUUUAAGACAUCUGAAGUUACUGCGUACACAGAGAAAGUGAUUGGACAAGAAAAUACGAAAAAGGACAAGUUAGAUACAACUAGCCAAGUCGCUUCUGGUGAUGAUGGUGAAGAAGAAGAAGAAGAAGACAAAAGACAACGAGCUUUAGUGCCUAAUGAUAAACUGGAACCUUGUAAUGAAACUCAAAAUCGAAAAUUGGCAAAGAUGAUGAUGAGAUCGAAAGACAGGUAUCGUUACGAAAGAAUUACGAGAACUCAGAAGAAGGCAAUGAAGACAGCCAAUCGACUCCUUCGUCGCCAGGAGGAGUUGAUGCACUCUUCGGAUUAAAUAAAUAAAGUAUUAUGUCUCGUCAUCAAAACUCUUAGAACACUUUCUUUGUGUUCUGCAAUGACCACAACUAGACAUACUUUUUUAGAUUGGGCUAUGAAAGAUAUAUUGCUUUUAAAUAAAAAAGUAAAACAGAAA